CAGUGUAAUGGUUCCGGAGGAGCAAUGAUACGUGGCUCCGGAAGGGGGGCGGAGAGGGGGUGGAGCAGCUGGUGAUGGCAGGGACCGAGAGGAGAACAGACAGUGGAUGAUGUGGGGAGGAAGGAUACUGUUGCUGUGCUUAAUAUGCCUAGCCUUCCAACUCAGCGCCACGUGUCCGCCGGGUAGUCGUGCCUGUGAGCCCGCCAGCCUCUCUUCUUUGGAUGCCUGGAUCUGCUCCAUAAUCGGCUCCCUGCUGGUGGGGCUCAGUGGGGUCUUCCCGCUGCUGGUCAUUCCAAUCGAAGCCGGCGCUGAACUGCGGUCAGAAAAAAACUCCCAAAGGCUCAAACGGCUCCUGAGCUUUGCAAUUGGUGGAUUACUGGGCGAUGUGUUCCUGCAUCUGUUACCCGAGGCCUGGGCUUAUACAUGCAGUGCAACAACAGGGAGUUAUCAGUCUUUACAGCAGCAGAGGCUCCUCGGUCUGUGGGUAAUCACUGGAUUCCUCAGCUUUCUACUCCUGGAGAAAACCUUUUUGGACGAGAAACGUGAAGAGCAAGUUGACUCAACCACCCCCAAAGAGGCCAAAGAGAGUCUGAUUAAUGGCAAGCACAAGCACAACGGCAAGCAGGGGAGCCCAAUAAAGAAACCGCCCAAUGAUCACAUCAAGGUGAGUGGUUAUCUCAACCUUCUGGCCAAUACCAUUGAUAACUUCACCCAUGGCAUGGCAGUGGCAGGCAGCUUCUUAGUCAGUAGGAAGGUGGGCAUCCUCACAACCGUGGCCAUCUUGUUGCAUGAAAUUCCUCACGAGGUUGGGGACUUUGCCAUCCUGCUGCGAGCUGGGUUUGACCGCUGGAACGCCGCCAGGCUGCAACUGACCACAGCGAUGGGUGGAAUCUUGGGAGCUGCCUUUGCACUUUGUGCACAGUCCCCAAAGGGAGCAGGGGAGGCAGUGGCUUGGAUUCUUCCAUUCACAUCCGGGGGGUUCCUGUACAUUGCACUAGUUACAGUCCUUCCCGACCUCAUAGAGGAGAAAAACAUUAGGAAUUCUUUUGGACAAGUUCUGCUGAUCUGCUGUGGGAUUGCAGUGAUGACCAUCUUGUCGCUCACAGUGGAAUGAGAAAAGCAACGCGCUAGAAGUACAUCUCUGGCACAUUAAGCCGGGCCCGGCAGGAGGGGCACCUACACUGCGAGAGGUGGUGUUGGGAGACCUGGGCAGCAAACGGGGGUUUGGUUUAGCAGUUCCUUUCAGUAGACCUUACUGUAUUGGUAUGUGCCAAAACCAUAGCCCUAUCAUUCCCAGCCAAACCUGUAGCACUCCAUUGGCUGCUGCUAGCCAAUCCCUUUGUGACAGUCCAGCUUCCAGAGAGGAUUAUGGGAGCAAUAGCUGAAUAUGUCUAUGGUUUGUGCAUGUAUCUCACAAACUCCUUGCCCUGCGCUUCUGCCUCCUGUUCGUGGUCGUUCAUACGGAUCCAUUCUGUAUGUACCCCAGCUUCUCCCGCUGCCUUGUCUCUGCUUGUCUCUUUAAAUGAGUGCCGGAGCUACCUCAGAUUUCUGUCUCUCCACUGUCUCCAUGAUACUGCUUUCCAUUCCACUGCAACAGCUGAUACUUUAAAGGCAUAGGACUAAGGGGGCGCAUUUUUUCUUUUGCACUCACUACUUCCUAUAUAGUAAGGUAUAACAGGAAGUGGGGAGUGUAAAUAAAAACUGGGUUCCCAAAGUGCUGAUGCAAUAGAAUAUAUGCUCUUACCCCAAGUACCUUUGAAUGGGGUCUGAGGCAUAAGAUGAAAUUCAAGUGCUUAUGCUCAAAAAUUGACCCUACAGUGAAACAAAUGCAAUCGGAGUGCUCUUCUGAUCACUUUUGCAAUUUACGUAAAAUCUGAGCACCCCCUGCUCUUUGGCCAAGGUUCUUCUGCUUAUCAAAAACAUUAGAAACUUUUCUCACGUCUUUCCUAACCAAAAGAUCUUCAGAUUUUUCUCCUAACAACUUCUCGACUA
Molecule: messenger RNA, 1992 nt
Organism: Xenopus tropicalis (tropical clawed frog)
Lineage: Eukaryota; Metazoa; Chordata; Amphibia; Anura; Pipidae
Gene: slc39a13
Product: solute carrier family 39 (zinc transporter), member 13
Exons: 10
Coding region: 107-1114 (335 amino acids)
Biological process (GO): transmembrane transport; metal ion transport
Cellular component (GO): membrane
Molecular function (GO): metal ion transmembrane transporter activity
Source: RefSeq, a predicted model, not a curated record